Messenger RNA from Amphiprion ocellaris (clown anemonefish), 6844 nucleotides. Its product is annotated as tripartite motif-containing protein 2-like. The record is from RefSeq and is a predicted model, not a curated record. Lineage: Eukaryota; Metazoa; Chordata; Actinopteri; Pomacentridae. Bases 687 to 2702 code for a protein of 671 amino acids. Gene Ontology annotation, molecular function: zinc ion binding; ubiquitin protein ligase activity; translation repressor activity. The transcript has 14 exons. Gene Ontology annotation, biological process: proteasome-mediated ubiquitin-dependent protein catabolic process; protein polyubiquitination; negative regulation of translation.
ACACACACACACACACACACACACACACACACACACACACACACACACACACACACACACACACACACUGAGGAGAGGCAGCAAACAAGACGCUAUCAUGACGCGAUGGCUUCAGGCUGCAAAACAGACACUUGCAGCGAUCGCCUCAGGAAGACGUGGACACAGUGGAUUCCAUCUUCAACCCUCUGUGAAUUAAAUUAACGCCAAGGCUCGUCACAUUGUUCUAAAUCAGACUGGAAGAAGACCGGACUGCUGCUCUUACACUAUAAUUCUUAUGGUUUCAAGAGACAUAUAUUACUCUGGGAGUGGACAAUACGUGAAAGCAGAAGGAUGUCUUAAAUUGGAAAUGAAUCAAGAUGUUAAUGCCUGGAUCCUUUUCUCGCCCAACAGGAAUGUAAUGGAAUAACGUAUGCCGAGACUGAUUGACUACAGGCUCAAAUAAAGGCCAUUAGCCUCCCCUCUUAGCAGUGGACGCAUCAAGAACAGGGUGUUUUUGUCGUGCUACACUUCUUGCUCCCUCCCGUUGAAUGUACGAUGGAAUAAACCCUGCGACGUGAGAAGAAGAACCAGAACAAGCAGCUCAAAAAGACAGUAGCUGUAUCGGAACAUAAAGCCCCUUCCCCUGGCUGCAGAGGGGAACGAGGGGUGUGUUCGGAGGUUCACCCCCACCAGGCUGCCGCUCGCAGAUGGAGGCCCACCAACACUCCCCAGAUAGCAGCAGUGAGGAGUGCACCGUCCUGGAGGCUCCGCCCGGCAAAAACGCCUGCCCACAACAUGCAGGGAAGGUGGCGGACCUGUACUGUUCGGCCUGUGAGGUUGCGCUGUGUGAAGACUGUGUGUUGGAGCAUGAAGAGCACCCAAAGGUGGCCCUCAGCCAGGCCCUGGAGCAGCAUCGUAUCAGCCUGCAGGAGAGGCUGGGGUCUGUCAACAACAGACUCCCUCAGAUUUCAGAUGCCCUGUCCUUCGUCAAGGAGAUCCUCCAGCAGCUGACCAAUCAGAGAGCUUCCAUUGAGGAGGACAUCCAGUCGAGCUUCGAGGACCUGCACAAGCAGCUGGAUGUCCGGAAGAGUGUCCUGCUGAUGGAGCUGGAAGUUACAUACGGACUCAAACAGAAGGUCCUUCAGGCGCAGGUAGACAGUCUUGUCCGAGGAGAGGGGGACAUCACGGCCACCUGUACCCAGACGGAGGAGGCCCUGGCUGGGGAGGCCUGCGUGGCGAGCCUGCAGGUGGAGCAGGAGCUGCAGGAGAGGCUGGGGGAGCUGGUGGGCCUGGGCCUACCAUGCCAGCCAGAGGAGAACGACCAGCUGGAUCUGGUGAUGGAGACGGACGGGCUGAGGAAGUCCAUACACAACCUGGGGACCAUCGUCACGACCAGUGCGGUGGCGAGCCAAAGUGAAGCCAUGGGCGCCGGCCUGGAGCAGUGUGUUGUGGGACAUCCUGCCUCGGUUACUAUCGUUACAAGGGACAAGUCAGGGGGAGCGUGCAAGAGUGGUAACGCAAUCCUAUCGGCUGAGGUCUUCACCCCAGAUGGCAGCAUAGUAGACGGUGAGAUCGUGGACCACAAGAACGGGACAUAUGAGUUUGUGUACAUCGUACCAAAGGAGGGCAACUUCUCGCUGGCUCUCCGACUGUAUGACCAGCACAUCAAGGGAAGUCCUUUCAAACUGACCGUCACCAGGGUCUCAGAGGCAGAGGUAGAGGUAUCUCCAUCCACGACGACAGCAACCAACUCAGCAGCCAACGCCACCCCAUCCACAGGUUCCUCUGAGGGGGCAAAGAGACGAGGGAAGUCCCCGGGCCAAAAGAAGAAGGGCUCCAAGAGGGCCAGUAGCGCCCUGGGCACCCCACGGCGCAAAACUCAGAACCCCAUCGAGGAUGACCUCAUCUUCAGGAUUGGAACAAAAGGCAGGAAUAAAGGAGAGUUCACCAACCUCCAAGGAGUGGCUGCCUCUUCCAACGGCAGGAUACUGAUUGCCGACAGCAACAAUCAGUGUGUCCAGAUUUUCUCCAAUGAGGGGGAAUUCAAGAGUCGUUUUGGAGUGCGGGGACGAUCGCCGGGUCAACUGCAACGCCCCACCGGCGUAGCCGUGCACCCCAGUGGUGACAUAAUCAUCGCCGACUACGACAACAAGUGGGUCAGCAUCUUCUCCUGCGAGGGCAAGUUCAAGGCAAAGCUCGGCUCUGGUAGGCUUAUGGGGCCUAAAGGCGUGUCCGUGGAUGAAAAUGGUCACGUGAUUGUGGUGGACAACAAGGCGUGCACUGUCUUCAUCUUCCAACUGACUGGCAAGCUCAUCACCAAGUUUGGUAGUCGGGGCAACGGUGACAAGCAGUUUGCAGGUCCACAUUUUGCAGCAGUGAACAAGAACAACGAGAUCAUUGUGACAGACUUCCAUAACCACUCUGUCAAGGUUUUCACCCCCGAGGGAGAGCUGGUGUUGAAGUUUGGCUCAAACGGUGAAGGAAACGGCCAGUUCAACGCUCCCACCGGUGUCGCCGUGGACAUCAAUGGGAACAUCAUUGUAGCCGACUGGGGCAACAGCAGGAUACAGGUGUUUGACGGCAGCGGCUCCUUUCUGUCCUACAUCAACACAUCGGCAGACCCUCUGUAUGGACCACAAGGUCUGGCUCUGACCUCAGAUGGACACGUGGUGGUUGCCGACUCUGGCAACCACUGCUUCAAAGUCUACCGAUACCUACAAUGAUGGAGGCUUGGACGGGGAUGUGAAGAGGAGGCAGGAGGGAGGUGGACGGGGGAGCAGUUGUUGGAUGUUGUUGGAGAUAUGGUGCGCAAUGUCAUAUUCUAGGAAUUACUGCAUAAACCUUUACCGCUGCCUGUAACUCUGGAUGGAAGCAUGGACAGAAGAUAGGAAAAAACAAAAGAGAUGGAUUAGCUGAGCUGCCAUCAAUACACUGUCAGAACUGCAAUGGGAAUGUCUAACUUUGACAUCUGUGAUGAUUUUGAGAUGUCUGAAGAGGGGAUGAAGAUCAUAGAAAAUGGAAUGGAAAAAUACAAUGUUCUUGACAAAGAAGUACACCAGAAUGGGUAACACAAGUGAAAUGUGAAAUGCAGCAGUAAAUUAACGAUGCCAAAAUCAAGAGGCAACUCUUCUUCCAGCCUGACAUGAGUGGAACAAUAGAGGAUUGAAUGAAAAAGGCUUUAAGAAAACAAAGGGAAAACAAAAGAAAGUUGCAAGAAGAGCCGUGAAACCACUGCUUCCCUAAUCUACAAUGUAGUGAAUGCUGGAUAAAGGUAUCAAAGAAGUAUCAAAGCCAUGAAAACAUACAUAGAGGAUAUGAAGUGGAGAGAAUGGAUUGGAGGAUUGAAAGUUUUCUAAUGUUCUGCCUUCUCAUAUUGUAUGUAAUCCACAAAAUAAUAGCCAAUGAGCUAAAAGAGGUCUAUGUCUGUGACAUUAUUUGGUCUUUUACAUUACUACAAACUUCCCUGCAGUUUAACCCGUAACAUUGGAAGCUAGAAUUUGCUACUAAAUCUGCACUCAACUUUAAACUCGUUUAGCAGUAGAGGGAUGCAGUUGUGUUGGGAAAUUCCCAGCAAUGAACGCGUUAAUUUGUAAAUAUUGCGAUAAAAAAGGACAACUUCUCCCAGUCAAACUUCCUGUGAUUGUUGGCUGAUUAUAAAAAAUAGAAUGUUAGACUAAGACAUGGGCCACUUUUAGCCUGUUGUGCAUUGUUUGUAUCUUAGGAUUGUUUGAAUAUGGAAUGUUUAUUUUGUUUCCCAUAUGCUAGCAUUCUUUACACGUUAGAAACGAUCGCUUGACUCUAAUUCUGAUUGUCUGAGUGACUGAUUGAUCGAUUGAUUGGCUUGAUUGACUCAGUAGCUUUGACGGGCAUCAUUGUCUCUCUCUGCUUGGUUUGAGUGUUCAUAUAUUUUUCCUGAAAAAUCCGUUGCAAUGAGAAUAAGUCUAUAAAUCUAUCCUAUAUAUUUGUGAGAAGACGUUUAAUAAUAUGUAAAAUGCUCAAAGUAAUCAACAUAUUUGGAAUCAGCAACAUUUUCACACUCGUUUCUGCUUGACAUCUCGGUAACAAAAGAGAAAAGGGAAUUACAGACUGUUGGGUUCACUCCUUGCCAAAGCCAAGGAUUUUGAGAAUGCUGUAAGAGUUACAUGAAGUGCUGUCACCCGCUUGUACAAUUCCACAUGUUCUGUCCAAAAAAAAGAGAAUACCUCAGUGUUUUAGAAGCAUGCCUCUGUUAUCAUGUGAUUGUUGACAUCUGACAUACCAGAUUUCAACUGUAAGCUCCCAUUUUACAAACUGUUCACCCACAGCACAAGACAAUUAACACCUCGUUUCCACAUAGCUUGUCAACCGGAACUCCAUUUGUUUCAUUGUCGACCAAAUGUGUCUAUGGAACUAGUUCACUCAUGAAAGUUUGCCUUCAGCAUGUAAAACAACGUGAACUUUUAAAGUGGAUUUUGGAAAGACUGUUACAGUAAAAUUGAGCUACUUUCACACCUGGUUAAUGAUUAUAUGUUUAAACCUAGCUGCAACCUCCAAGAGUGAAAACUAAGUGCCAACCCCUGCAUUUCCUUGAAUGACCACUGGACCACAUGAAUCAAUCCAUAUAUACCCCGAUGGUAAACUGGCCAACUUUACAGUGGAAAGUACUGAUGCUCCAUGCUCAUAUUCCAUAAAACUAGAUGGGGUAAAACCUAUUGCCUUCCGUCCAUCUGUGAAAAGAUGCAUUUCAUAACAUUGAACACUAGAGGGCAUAGUCUGUAUGCUAUACAGAAUUAUGGGCACCAAACAAAAGGUGGCUUUGUAGAUGCACAUCUACCUGUUUGCUGCUACUAUUGUGCUGCAGUUGAUCCUUUUAAUUUUGCGCUCGCUGUAGAAAAGACAAAAGUCAUAAAUGAUGUUUGUACAUGAAUAUAAAGCAAUUUUGAUUCGCAAAAAAAUGUGAUUUACGCUCGUUUCCAUUAAUUUCUUUGGAAUUCAUAAACUAGGCUAUGUAGUGUCAUCAGAAGGUGUCUGUAGAGACUACAUUAGAUUGUCAAAAAACAAAUUGGCGCUGUCUGAAGAUGAAGAUAAGGAAAGACAUGGAAAAAGCUGACUGUUACAUCAAGACUUAUUCAGAAAAGAUGCUACAAACUAUCCCAAGCCAUUAAUUUUCUAAUGGGACCAUUCAAAAACAUAAAAAACAGGAUGGAAACGUGGCGAGUGAAACUGACUACUGUUGCAUUAGUGUUCAGAAGCAGCAUUAACAGGUGUUGCUCUGUUCGUCUGCAUUGGUUGAAUUCCCCAGAAUCCUUCACUGUUUCAUAAACCAUAUAUCUGCCUAAAGCUAUGUGGAAACGAGACAAGCAACCAUGACAGUAACAUCAGUAAAGUACACUUAAGGACAUUAAACACCUGUGAAAUUCCAAAGCAUUUACUUGUAACUUAUGGAAAAGUGCCACGUGAUACAAUAAAAACACAGGACAUUUACAUGAGCUAUUGACGAGGCAAGAACCAUAUUUAAGUUACUUACAUGAUUGUUGAGUUGGACACUGUUAAUAUAAGAGAAACACCGGAUGUUUGUGGUCGCCGAAGUGGCGUCCUGUCAGUUAUUCACACAGCAUUCAGUCUUUUUUGAACAAUUAAUUAAGAGAAACAUUAAUCACCAUGUUCACAGCCGGGUCAAAGAUUUUCUAAGUUAUUUAUUACUUCUAUUUAUUAUUUAUUUAUUUGGUUAGUCAUUCUAAUCUUGCCAUUUGAUUGUGUUCCACCAUGUGCUUUGAGAUUCUUAAGUGCCCAUAACAUUUCUUCUUUUUGUACAUUUCAUCUGAAUAUGAUUGUGGUGACUUGUAUGUGUGUUUUGCUACGUUUUAUUCCUGUUAUUUAUUUAUUUUUGUUGUUGUUGUCAUUUUUGUCAAGUUGAAGCUGUCAUGCUGUGGGGCAAAAAAAAAUAUUCAAGCUUGCCAGUUAGCCGGAAUAGGUUGUUAGCAUUGCAUUUCCGAUCAAAACCAAUGGUCAGAAAGCUAACGAGUAGCCUGUAGUACAGCACAAUGAUCAAACUGAUUAAAACAAUUUGCUUUUGAAUGCUAAUACUGCCAGUUCUGAAUGUGGUUACAGGCUAACUUAAUAGCUCAUUUUUGCUAUUGGUUUAGAUACUGAAUGCUCAUCACUUUUACAGAUAGCUAAGACAUUAUAGUUUUUAGAAGAAAAUAAAAAAAGACACAAGUGCAUGUUCAAUAAAAUAAUAGGUUAAAAUGAAAGGAGUUCACAUGGUUCCUCAUUUGUGCCGAUUGUUCAAGAGUCUUUUAAAAGUACUUUUUCUGACUUUAUUCAAGCGCCCAACAAUCCUGGAGGACAUUUUUGGAUUUGUCGGCGCUUAUUGAUUGUUUCAACAAAAUCUGGCCACGUUUUUUAAAGUAAUCCAGGCUUUGUUUGCUGGAUAUUCAGCCUUAAUGUCAGUAAUACAUAUGAAUGUUUCAAAGUCGGUAUGAUGGAACUGCCUUCUCAGUAAUCUUGUUUUGAAAUUUUACGUAAACAUACAGUAAGUAAUAGUUAGCUAAAAACCAUUUCAAGCAUAAAUAGAUUAGAUUGGAGGCUACACAUCCAUUUGAGGGAACUUUGGUUCUGCUAAAAAAUAUCUUCGGGCUUCUGUGAGUGAGUGUGUGUGAGUUUUCACCUUGAAAUAGAUCAACAUUACAUAUUGCUGACAUUUUUUUCCCCUCAAAUGGAUAUGUGGUGUUGUGGAACACAGCUCAGUUCUUACAGUCGGUCACUUGCCUGCUCUUUUGCUCUCUGUAAUUACUAUCUGUCAUGUCUGUUCACUGUUAAUGGGCUAUCUCUUAGUGUUCACACACACUCAACACUGAAAUAAAGCAUUGAUUCCUAAAUGGCA